Molecule: messenger RNA, 2589 nt
Organism: Salvia hispanica
Lineage: Eukaryota; Viridiplantae; Streptophyta; Magnoliopsida; Lamiales; Lamiaceae
Product: phospholipase D alpha 1-like
Biological process (GO): phosphatidylcholine metabolic process; phospholipid catabolic process
Cellular component (GO): plasma membrane
Molecular function (GO): D-type glycerophospholipase activity; calcium ion binding
Source: RefSeq, a predicted model, not a curated record
CUCAUUCAUUUCCUUACAAAAAGAGGUGAAACAAAAUGUCUCAGACAUUGCUUCAUGGGACUCUACAUGUAACAAUCUUUGAAGUUGAUAGGCUGCAAGACAGUGGUGGUGGAGGGAAUUUCUUAGGCAAGCUGGUGGAUAACAUCGGCGAAUCAGUGGGCCUAGGCAAAGGCACCCCCAAAAUCUACGCAACUGUGGAUCUGGAGAAGGCGAGAGUGGGGCGUACCCGUCUGAUCGACAAGGUGAGCAACAACCUCAACUGGUCGGAAACUUUCCACAUAUACUGCGCCCACUCGGCCUCAAACGUCAUCUUCACCGUCAAAGAUGCCAAUGCCAUCGGGGCCACCCUCAUCGGCCGUGCCUACGUCCCCGUCCAAGACAUCCUGGAGGGGGACGAGGUAGACAGAUGGGAGGCGAUCUUGGAUGAGAACCGCAGCCCCAUUGGCUCGGCCUCGAAGAUCCACGUCAAGCUCCAAUUCUUCGAUGUGAGCCGCGACCGCAACUGGGGGCGCGGCAUCAAGAGUGCUAAAUACCCCGGCGUGCCCUACACCUUCUUCGGGCAGCGUACAGGGUGCCGCGUCUCCCUCUACCAAGACGCCCACGUCCCCGACGGCUUCAUCCCGAAAAUCGCCCUGUCCGGGGGAAAAAACUACGAGCCUCACCGUUGCUGGGAGGAUGCCUUCGACGCUAUAACUAAUGCUAAGCAUUUGAUCUACAUCACUGGAUGGUCUGUUUACACCGAGAUUUCUCUUAUCCGGGACUCGAGGAGGGAGAAGGCCGGGGGCGACACCACCCUCGGCGCCCUGCUGAAGAAAAAGGCCGGGGAAGGAGUGAGAGUGCUGAUGCUUGUUUGGGAUGAUCGGACCUCGGUGGGGGUUUUAAAAAAGGAUGGGCUAAUGGCGACUCAUGACGAAGAAACAAUGAUAUUUUUUCAAGGGACUGAGGUUCAUUGUGUGUUGUGCCCUCGAAAUCCAGAUGAUGGCGGGAGCAUUGUGCAGAGUUUGCAAGUCUCCACCAUGUUUACUCAUCAUCAGAAAAUCAUAGUUGUGGACAGUGACAUGCCUAAGGGAGGAGGAGAUCGGCGCCGGAUUGUGAGCUUCGUGGGCGGGCUCGAUCUCUGCGACGGGAGGUACGACACGCCCUUCCAUAGCCUGUUCCGAACACUGGACUCGGCCCACCACGAUGACUUCCAUCAGCCAAACUUCCCGGGGGCCGCAAUUGAAAAAGGGGGCCCCCGAGAGCCUUGGCAUGACAUCCACUCGCGAGUGGAGGGCCCCAUCGCGUGGGAUGUCAUGUUUAAUUUCGAACAGAGGUGGAGGAAACAAGGUGGGAAGGACGUGCUGCUGAAGCUGAGAGAGGAUUACGAGAACAUGAUCAUCCCGCCGUCUUCGGUCAUGCACCCCGACGACCACGAGUCAUGGAAUGUGCAGCUCUUUAGGUCGAUAGACGGUGGGGCAGCCUUCGGGUUCCCGGAGAGCCCUGAGGAGGCGGCCAACGCUGGUCUGGUAAGUGGCAAGGAGAACAUCGUGGAUCGGAGCAUCCAGGACGCCUACAUUCACGCUAUACGGAGGGCCAAGAACUUCAUCUACAUCGAGAAUCAGUACUUCCUCGGAUCGAGCUUUGGGUGGGGGAGCGAUGGCAUUACGGUGGGGGAUAUCGGAGCUCUGCAUCUCAUACCGAAGGAGUUGUCGUUGAAGGUUUGUAGCAAGAUUGAAGCUGGGGAGAAGUUCAAGAUCUAUGUUAUUGUUCCCAUGUGGCCGGAGGGGAUCCCGGAGAGUGGAUCGGUGCAGGCUAUCUUGGAUUGGCAGAGACGGACAAUGGAGAUGAUGUAUAAGGACAUUAUUAAGGCUUUGAGAGAUAAGGGCAUGGAAGAUGAUCCUAGGAAUUACUUGACCUUCUUCUGCCUCGGAAAUCGGGAGACCUCCAAGGACGGGGAGUACAUGCCGUCGCAGCAGCCAGAGCCCGACUCUGAUUACCUCCGAGCCCAGAUGGCUCGAAGGUUUAUGAUAUACGUGCACUCAAAGAUGAUGAUCGUUGAUGAUGAGUACAUUAUAGUUGGGUCGGCUAACAUCAACCAGCGGUCGAUGGAUGGGACUCGGGACUCGGAGAUAGCCAUUGGUGCCUACCAACCGCACCAUCUGUCAACGAAGAAGCCGGCUAGGGGUCAAGUCCAUGGCUUCCGAAUGGCGUUAUGGUACGAGCAUCUAGGGACGAUUGACGAUGUUUUCCUCCUACCUCAGGGCGAGGAGUGUGUGAGGAAGGUGAAUGAUUUGGCCGAUAAGUAUUGGGAUCUCUAUGCUAAUGAGGAGCUACAGAGAGACCUUCCGGGGCAUUUGCUUCGCUACCCCAUCGCCAUCAGCAGCGAAGGUGUCGUUACCGAGCUUCCCGGCAACGACUGCUUCCCCGACACCAAGGCUAAGUUGCUUGGUGUGAAGUCAGACUAUCUCCCUCCCAUCCUCACUACCUAACAUAACCACAUAUACCACUGGCAUCAAAAGCCAAUAAAAUUACAACCUUUAGCUUAAUAAUUAAUUUGUCUAGACUUCAAUUUUGCCGCUACUAUAAUUAAUGAUUUUAAGAGUUUUGAUU